UUCGUUCAUUCGAAUCAGCGAGCUGUCGGUGCGAUUCGUAUACUGUUUUUUUUCGUAAUAUUCACGACAAGAGUUUAAAAGAUUAUUUUAUUUAAUAAACUUAUUCUAUAUACUUUGCUAGUAAUUCUAUGAUAGUUCAGAGUAGAACAAGUGAUAUCGCAACAAACGAUGAAAAAUAUUAUGAAAAUACCUAACACUAUGUUUUUUUCUUUACUUAUAUUCGCAUCGUUGACGGAUGCUUUCAGUUAUUAUUUAGCUGAUUUGACCAUACCGAACCCUCGCGAACAGUCAGAAUACAUUUACAAAAAGUGUUUGUCAAUGAACAAAAUUGUCUACGAAGACCGCUGUUGGGACUUAUUGACAAAAGGACCGUGCGAUGAGGGACAGUGGUUGGUAUUGGACAAAGUGGCAGACGAAGUGCAAUUGCAAGAGCCGCGUCCCUUGACGGCCAAAUGCAAGAUACGUCGGUGCAGUGAAUCAGACGUGUACUGGCCGCGUGACGGGUUUUGCCACAACGAGGAAACGGCUCGUCGUGGACAGCUGUGCGCCAGCGCUAACACCGUGUUGGCCAUCGACGAGUACGGCGAUGGGUUCUGCAAGUGCCACGAUGGCGGCAAAGUCCCCUACGUACGCGUCGUCAGUUCCGGAAAUGAUGACAACGACUCGCAGCCGUGCUAUCCUGUGUACUCAAAGGGUCCUUGUCCCAGAGAUCUCGUGCUAACGCCCUAUGGGGACAGGUACGGCGUCUGCACGGUGGACGAUUGCGCGGAGGAACGCCGCCGGUGGGCCGCCGCCGAUACGUCGUCGCAACGGUCGGGCGAGACGCGACAGCGACGUGGGCAGCCGACCUCGGUGGCCCGCUGGACCGACGGACAGUGUUACGAGCUGGGCACGCGGGGCCCGUGCACCGGCCACGAGCAGUUGGCCGUGGUCCGCGCCACGAUGCGGCCGGAAUGCGUCAGGCUGUCGGUGGAGCUGACGGUGUUGCCCAAGACGACGGACCGUCCGGGAUGCGAGACCGACCACUGGGGAAACUGCGAGACGGGCGUGGAAGUGUCGACGACGCCCAACGAGCUGAGGGACGCGUUGCUGAAGAACGCCAAUAGGUACAACGGCCAGACGACACGCCGAGCCAACGUGCGCGCGGUCCGCCGCAGUCGCCUGUAGUCGCGCCGCCGCCGGUGCGGGUGACCGCGUCACGCGUGUGGGCGCGCGUACCGCUACUGCUCGACUGUAGUCUGUACGCUAUUGCAGUAUGUGAACGACGAUUUUGGCGUGUUUAAGAUUUUCAGGAGUGGAAGGAAGUGUGUCGGAAAUCGACCGUUGCGGGGUGGGUCGUCGUAUAACCGUUUUAUACUGUAUAAUAGCACGACGAAAGCGGAUUUAAAUUUUUAAUUUUCAACUCGAUUUGCACACGUACAAAUAAUUAUAUUGUUUUGUUAUUUUUUUCCAUUUCAUUUAAAUACGGCACACGGUUAAACAUUAAUUAUAAAAUCGACUUCGCGUAGUCUUCUGUUUAUAGACGAUAUAAUAAUAUGAUGUGCUAUCCCGAUGCACAUACAAAUACAAGUAUGCCGGUGUUCUAUGCACGUAACAGUCUUAUAUUAUUGUACCUAAUAGGUACAAUAUAUCUGCACCCUAUAAUAAGUGUACAUAGGUAAUGUGAACGAGUGUACGACCGUGAUUGGUGACGUUGCUAGCUGUUAGUAAAUGAUCGGAACUCGGAAGUACCAAUUGUAUGGAUCUUAAGGAACCUCUAUACAAAAUAAUAAACUAUAAUAUUUUAUAGUUCAAUGAUUUCAGAUUUGCCUUUUGUCGCUAAUAUUUUAAUUUAAAAUAUUUCGUGUUUCACUUUUUUCUUCGCUCAGUUUUUUUAAUUCGUAAUAGGUAUAUACACAUUAUUAUAGACUAUAACUAGUUAACACCAAACGCGAUACCAUCAAGUAAACAGUUUAAAACAAAAAUAGUAAUAUUACUAAUACAAAUAUAAUAAAAGUAAACGAACAUUGUCGUUUACCUCACAUAUAAAGCAUUAAUUAUAUACAUUAAAUAAAUCGAACUGAAUGGUAUCUUGUUAUUAUUACAAGCUUAUAGAAUUAAUAACAUGACAUGUCAUACAUCAUAAUAUACGUCACAUAGUUAAUACUCUUACAGAUAAAUAUUUAAAAUAAUUCGCAUAUUUCUAUUAUCAGAUAAUAUUAUUGUUACAUAUUAUGUUUUUUUUUUUUUGUACAAUUUAUGAAAUAAUAACCAUCACACUAGUCUCUUUUUUGACGAUUUAUUAGCCGUGAUUUUUGUCAUGGAUAUAGGAUAUAUGUAAAUGUUAAAUAAAACGUAUUUUAAU
This is a messenger RNA of Rhopalosiphum maidis (corn leaf aphid), 2344 nucleotides long. RefSeq lists its product as uncharacterized. The transcript has 3 exons. NCBI's taxonomy places the organism in Eukaryota, Metazoa, Arthropoda, Insecta, Hemiptera, Aphididae. Bases 169 to 1167 code for a protein of 332 amino acids. The record is from RefSeq and is a predicted model, not a curated record.